Messenger RNA from Theobroma cacao (cacao), 4835 nucleotides. RefSeq lists its product as uncharacterized. Gene Ontology annotation, molecular function: protein kinase activity; protein binding; ATP binding. Gene Ontology annotation, biological process: protein phosphorylation. NCBI's taxonomy places the organism in Eukaryota, Viridiplantae, Streptophyta, Magnoliopsida, Malvales, Malvaceae. The record is from RefSeq and is a predicted model, not a curated record.
CUUUCUCAUUCUGAGCUAACACAUUAAUAAAACAAGCAAAGCCCACAGCUCACUCACUCCUCUAACUACUGCAGCAAGCUGCUAAUCCUUUCUCUUCAUUCCACUAUAACCUUUCUUAUUCACUUGCAUUUGCUUCUUUCUGUAAUUUACUGUAGGACAAUGAUAUCACACAAAAUCCUUUUGCUCAGAUUUCUAUAUGCAUAUCCUCCCUCUGACCCACUUUGACCCUGUCUACUUCAAAACGAUUACUAUAUCCUUUCAUCUUCACCUUCAUUUAUGUGCACACCUGUCCACAGCAGUACAGUUGGAGUAUCAUCAAAGUCUCAAACAAUCUCUACGAGUCUCAGUCUGCCCCCCUUUCCCUCCCUUGUUCCCAAUACAACAGUAGAAUUAGUUCGGCAGUGCAUUUAUGGCACCCACUGACAGACUUGUGCUCUCAAAUCUCGACGCCUCUUAUCCCCUCUUGGAGCUCGUCACCCAUUUUAAGGCCUCUUAAAAGACUACUCUGCAUAUAUUACCUACUCCCAACGCAGCAUCGGCCAUCCAUCUCAGCUCUGGAGUCUCGUCUCGUGAACCUGCACCUCCUUAAUGAUCUCCAUUCGGAUACAGGUAUCUACCCAGCCUGCCUGUAUUCCACUCGUCUAUGCUCCCGACCCAACGCCAUCCAUGCACCAAUUUAUAAUGCUUUUACCAUAAACCUGCACUACUCCUCUUCAAUGCUCUCUAUGUUCAUGCAAUGCAAUAUACUCUAACAUUUGUUUUCUCUCUUCAGCUUAUUGUGUACUCUGUUCCUCCAGAGAGAUGGACACGAUGAAAAAGGACUUCUCCAUCCUCCUAAAUACUAGUAUUAUACUCUUUUUAACAUGUUGUGCAUUCGUUUCUGUUUUCUGCCAAAACCAAGAGUUAUCAAUUCUCUUAGAGGUGAAGAGCUCGUUCGAAGAAGACCCUCAAAAUGUGCUGCAUGACUGGUCCUCUAAAACCAACCCCAAUUUCUGUACUUGGACAGGAGUUACUUGUGGCUUCAGCUCCUUCGAUAGCUCAUCAGUCCAUGUAGUGAGCCUAAACCUUUCUGGAUUCUCACUCGGUGGGUCAAUAUCACCCUCGCUUGGUCGUUUACAGAACCUACUCCACCUUGAUCUUUCAUCUAACCGCCUUACGGGCCCCAUCCCAACCACCCUCUCUAACGUUCCUUCUUUGGAAUCUUUGCUUCUCUUCUCAAACCAACUCUCUGGUCCCAUCCCACCUCAGCUGGGUUCACUCACCAGUCUCCGAGUCAUGCGAAUAGGUGAUAAUGGGCUCACUGGUCCCAUUCCUUCCACAUUUGGCAACCUAGUCAACUUGGUCACCCUUGGCUUAGCCUCAUGCAAUCUGACAGGCCCAAUUCCCCCCGAACUGGGUCAACUCGCUCGAGUUGAGAACUUGAUUCUGCAGGAUAAUCAACUUGAGGGCCCUAUCCCACCUGAGCUGGGGAAUUGUUCAAGCCUCAACGUAUUUACUGCAGCUCUCAACAACCUUAAUGGAUCCAUUCCAGCGGAAUUGGGUCGUCUCAAGGGCCUUCAAGUUCUCAAUUUGAUUAACAACAGUCUGUCAGGGGAGAUACCGAGUCAACUUGGUGAAUUGAGCCAACUCGUUUAUCUCAGUUUUAUGGGGAACCAUCUUGAAGGUACAAUCCCGAGGUCAUUAGCGAACUUGGGCAAUCUUCAGAAUCUUGAUUUGUCGUUAAACAAGCUCACUGGAGGCAUUCCUGAAGAGUUGGGCCAGAUGAGUGAGCUGGUGUUUUUGGUUCUAUCAAACAACAAUCUUUCAUGUCCAAUACCAAGAAACAUAUGUUCCAACACUAGCAAUUUGGAGCAUCUCAUUCUAUCAGAGGUUCAACUUUUAGGUGAAAUUCCGCCGGAAUUGAGACUCUGUCGAUCGUUGAAGCAGCUUGAUUUGUCCAACAAUACGCUAAACGGAUCAAUACCGGUUGAACUUUAUGAGCUGCUUGAAUUGACCGAUCUCUAUCUCCACAACAACAGCUUGGUUGGUUCAAUUUCUCCAUUCAUAGCAAACCUCAGCAACUUGCAGACGCUUGCACUGUUUCACAACAAUUUGGAGGGCAACUUGCCCAGAGAAAUUGGAAUGCUGAGCAAACUUGAAAUCUUAUAUCUGUAUGAAAAUCAACUGUCUGGAGAUCUGCCUUCGGAGAUUGGUAAUUGUUCAAGCCUGAAAAUGAUUGACUUCUUUGGCAAUCGUUUCACUGGGGAGAUUCCCGUUACUAUUGGCAGACUGAAGGAGCUGCAUCUUCUUCAUCUGAGGCAAAAUGCGCUUGUGGGUUAUAUUCCAGCCACGGUGGGUAACUGUCAUCAACUAACCAUCCUGGACUUAGCAGACAAUCGCCUAUCUGGUGUCAUUCCCGCGAGUUUCGGGUACCUUGAAGCCCUGGAGCAGCUCAUGCUUUACAACAAUUCACUUGAAGGUAAUCUCCCCACUUCAUUGAUCAAUUUAGCGAACCUGACAAGAGUCAAUCUGUCCAAAAACAAAAUGAAUGGCAGCAUUGCUGCAUUGUGUAGUUCACGCUCUUUGCUUUCUUUUGAUUUAACAAACAAUGCAUUGGAUGGUGACAUCCCUCCGGAGCUUGGUAAUUCACCUUCUCUUGAGAGACUAAGAUUAGGCAAAAACCAAUUCACUGGCAGAAUCCCCGGAUCAUUGGGCAAGAUUCGUGAACUGUCACUAUUAGAUCUCUCGGGUAAUAUGCUCAGUGGACCUAUACCAGCUGAGCUGAUGUUGUGCAGGAAACUGAGUCAUAUUGAUCUAAAUAACAACUUCCUUUCUGGACUGGUACCACCAUGGCUUGGUGGUUUGCCUCAACUAGGGGAGAUUAGGCUCUCCUCCAAUCAAUUUUUUGGGGCUCUUCCUCGAGAACUUUUCAAUUGUUCCAAGUUGUUGGUACUCUGCCUUGAUGGCAAUUCGCUCAAUGGAACUCUAGUUGGUGAAAUUGGAAACUUGUUAUCUCUUAAUGUGCUCAACCUCAACAGAAACCAACUUUCUGGACCUAUUCCUCCGACCAUAGGCAAGCUAAGCAAGUUGUAUGAGCUACAGCUCUCAUGGAACAGCUUCAAUGGGGAUAUACCAACUGAUCUUGGACAACUCCAGAAUCUUCAAAGCAUUCUAGAUCUCAGUAACAACAAUCUCACCGGACAAAUCCCACCUUCUAUUGGAACGCUAUCCAAGCUCGAAGCCCUCGAUCUUUCUCACAAUCAACUCAUCGGGGAAGUCCCUCCUCAAAUUGGUGACAUGAGCAGCUUGGGCAAGCUUAAUCUCUCCUGCAACAAGCUUCAAGGCAAAUUAAGCAAACAGUUGUCACACUGGCCAGCUGAGGCAUUUGAAGGGAACUUAAAUCUAUGUGGAAGCCCGCUUGAUCGUUGCAACAACCUUCCAUCCAGCAAGCAGCAAUCAGCCCUAAGCGAAACAUCCGUGGUGGUGAUAUCAGCAAUUUCAACUCUAGCUGCAAUUGCUCUGCUGGCGCUGAUAGUAGCCACCUUCUUGAAACAGAGGAGAGAAUAUGCCAAGAGAGCCAGUGAAGUGAAUUGCACAUACUCUUCCAGUUCUUCACAACCACGAAGAAGGCUACUCUUCCAGAAUGGGGCCGCUAAGCAAGACUAUAAAUGGGAAGACAUCAUGCAAGCCACAAAACAUCUAAGUGAUGAGUUUGUCAUUGGCUCAGGAGGAUCUGGAACAGUGUACAAAGCUGAAUUACCAAAGGGAGAAACAGUGGCUGUCAAAAAGAUUUCAUGGAAGGAGGAUCUUCUAUUGAAUAGAAGCUUCACAAGAGAAAUUAAGACACUUGGGAGGAUAAGGCACAGGCAUCUAGUGAAGUUGAUGGGGUAUUGUAGGAACAGAGUGGCUGGUUUGAAUCUCCUGAUAUACGAGUACAUGGAGAACGGAAGUGUGUGGGAUUGGCUGCAUAGGAAACCGGUGAAUAUCAAGAAGAAGAGCGUUGAUUGGGAGGCUAGGAUAAGGAUUGCAGUGGGGUUAGCGCAAGGAGUGGAGUACCUCCACCAUGACUGCGUGCCAAAGAUUGUUCAUCGGGACAUCAAAUCAAGCAACGUGCUGCUAGAUUCUAAUAUGGACGCUCAUUUGGGAGAUUUCGGGCUUGCAAAAUCACUUGCUGAGAAUCAUGACUCCAACACAGAAUCAAAUUCAUGGUUUGCAGGGUCUUAUGGUUAUAUUGCGCCAGAGUAUGCUUACACAUUGAAGGCAACUGAGAAGAGUGACGUUUACAGUAUGGGCAUUGUGCUAAUGGAGCUUGUCAGCGGGAAAAUGCCGACUGAUGCCUGUUUUGGUGUAGACAUGGACAUGGUGAGAUGGGUGGAGACGCGAAUGGAAAUGCAAGGUUCUGAUCGUGGGGAACUGAUAGAUCCUGCUUUGAAACCCCUCUUACCCGGCGAGGAAUCUGCAGCAUAUCAGGUGCUUGAAAUAGCACUGCAGUGCACGAAAACCACCGCACAAGAGAGGCCAGCCACCCGGCAAGCAAGUGAUCAACUCAUUCAUGUAUUGAACAACAGGAUGGUGGAUUUUGACAAGAUGACAUGACUAACGCUAUCGCUUCUUAAAGGUUGAAGUUGAUCAAAAUGAAAGAGAAACUAAUGGCUGCCGCAAGCUCACAUCGUGAAACUUCCAUAUAAACAUUCAGAAUUUUACUACGUUAUAUGCCAAGCUCCAGCUUGUUUGAAUAGUUUUUGUUGGGAAAUCUUUUAAAAAUAGUUGUAAAGGAAAUCCUCGGAAUUUGGACACCUAGCUAUUCUUUUCUUCUCUUCCAUUUAUAAUAAUCCAGCACACCCGCAGCCCCUGCC